Messenger RNA from Penicillium subrubescens, 1843 nucleotides. RefSeq names its product mitogen-activated protein kinase HOG1 (gene sakA). The coding region runs from base 336 to 1442 and encodes 368 amino acids. Gene Ontology annotation, biological process: osmosensory signaling pathway; stress-activated MAPK cascade; cellular response to oxidative stress. Gene Ontology annotation, molecular function: MAP kinase activity; ATP binding. The transcript is spliced from 9 exons. NCBI's taxonomy places the organism in Eukaryota, Fungi, Ascomycota, Eurotiomycetes, Eurotiales, Aspergillaceae. Gene Ontology annotation, cellular component: cytoplasm; nucleus. The record is from RefSeq and is a predicted model, not a curated record.
AUUCAGGAACACCGGAAUUGUAGAAGAGAUAAACUCCAAAACAAGGAGUGCAAGCCCAGAACCCACGGAGCGGUUAGUCAGCCACCGAUAUUUGGAAACCUGCCUCCCACCGGUCGCAAACGUCAUCGUCCUUGUUUUCUUCGCUUUUCACCGAAAGGGCCUUUCCCCACAUCAUCAGUCUCUCGGUCCAUUCUGAUCACUCUUCCUGCCUCUUUGUGUUCUGGUCCUCCGGUCCUCUGCCCGCCACUACACUCCGUACCCCUUCCCUCUCUCCAAAAAGUUUCUUUCUCUUUACUCCACGCGCCCUGUCUCUCUUUAACAUCUAAUUCUCCAUCAUGGCGGAAUUCGUACGAUCCCAGAUCUUCGGCACGACCUUUGAGAUCACAAGCCGGUAUACGGACUUGCAGCCGGUAGGCAUGGGUGCCUUCGGCCUGGUCUGCUCGGCGCGAGACCAAUUGACCGGCCAGCCGGUCGCCGUCAAGAAGAUCAUGAAGCCCUUCAGCACUCCGGUCCUCUCUAAACGUACCUACCGCGAGCUGAAGCUGCUCAAGCAUCUCCGACACGAGAACAUUAUCAGCUUGAGCGACAUCUUUAUCUCCCCCCUCGAAGACAUCUACUUCGUCACUGAGCUCCUCGGAACUGAUCUCCACCGCCUCUUGACCUCUCGCCCACUGGAGAAGCAAUUCAUCCAGUACUUCCUCUACCAGAUCCUCCGUGGAUUGAAAUAUGUCCACUCCGCCGGUGUGGUCCACCGUGAUCUGAAGCCCAGCAACAUCCUCAUCAAUGAAAACUGCGACUUGAAGAUCUGCGAUUUCGGUCUGGCCCGAAUUCAGGACCCGCAGAUGACCGGCUAUGUGUCCACAAGAUAUUACCGCGCCCCCGAAAUCAUGCUCACCUGGCAAAAGUACGACGUGGAGGUCGACAUUUGGAGCGCGGGCUGCAUCUUCGCCGAGAUGCUUGAGGGAAAGCCGCUUUUCCCUGGAAAGGACCACGUUAACCAGUUCUCCAUCAUUACUGAGCUGCUGGGUACGCCCCCAGAUGAUGUGAUUCAGACCAUCUGCAGUGAGAACACUCUGCGAUUCGUCAAGUCUCUUCCUAAGCGCGAGCGCCAAAACCUGGCUAAUAAGUUCCACAACGCUGAUGCCGAUGCCGUCGAUCUGCUCGAGCGCAUGCUCGUGUUCGACCCAAAGAAGCGCAUUCGCGCCGACGAGGCCUUGGCUCACCCAUACCUGGCACCCUACCACGAUCCUACCGAUGAGCCCGUUGCCCAAGAGAAGUUCGACUGGUCCUUCAACGAUGCCGAUUUGCCUGUCGAUACUUGGAAAAUCAUGAUGUACUCGGAAAUCCUCGACUUCCACAACAUCGAUCAAGCCAACGAGGCUGGCCAGGCGUUAGUCGCGGGUGCAGCGCAAGAUGGCAUGGCUCCUCAAACCUACGUAUAGGUGAUAAUCUGCAGCCAUGCUAGUCUUCCUUGUUUUUACAUUGUUUCUCUCUGUCGGUUUUCACUGCACAUGAAAGCCCAAAUCAGCUUAUGAGUGUUGGGGGUAUGCCUUUUCAAGUUGGCGUAAAUGUUGUUAUUUCUCGGUCUCCUAUCUGAUGACUUUUAACUUCUUUUCGUUUUUCUUUCUUUUCCACUUCCUCUCUUCUGUUGAAGUCAUUGUCCAUAGCUCUUCCGGCGUUGUCGUCAAGAAUCGGUUGGUGAGGGGAAAUUCCGUGGUCUCGAGCGUUGUCGCGUUGUGACGUACAUGUUGUGUACUGUCUCCCUUUAAUCUACAGUACCAGUACCUAGUGUCGAUGGUGCUCUACACAGCUAAUUUCCACAUGGGAGUACGAAAUAAAUUAG